GGCCGCCAGCUCCCCCGGGGCGGCAAAGCUUCCGUUUCUGGUCCCCUUCCCUCCUCCGCUCCCUUAAACCCUCCUCGAAACCCUAGUGCGACACGAUUCCCUCCCCUGCCGCGCCGCGCCGCGCCCCCCAUGGACGACCCGGACGAAUCCACCGCGGCGGCGCCGCCGCCGCCGGUCACGCUCGCCGGCGCGGGGGCGGACGGGAAGCUGCUGCUCGCCGGGGCGCUGUCCCGCGAGGAGGUCCUCAGCCGGCGCCGGCGCCGCCUAAUGCAGCUGUACUCCCUCUACCGCUCCCAGCUCUGGGCGCUCGCCGAGGACCUGCACGCCAAGCACGCCGAGUACUGGUGGCACCACGGCGCAAGCCCCGUCGUCGUUGAGCCGCCGCUCCUGGGUAAUGGCAGCGGUGCUGCUUCUGUAGGGAAUUGUUGGGGUGCGGGAGGGACGGCUGCUUUCCCUCCCAUGAAUUUCGGGCAUCCGCUUCUGCCUCCCGCGGAUGGUGGUGGCGAUGGUGCUGGUGCUGUUGCCACCCCUCAGGCUGCGGGCGGGGGGAGGGCUACGUGUUCUGCCGCGAAUUGCGCGGCCAAUGCGAUGCCCUGCGCCCCGUACUGCUUCGACCACAUCCUGUUGGACCCCAAGCAGCAGCUCUACAAACCCUGCACCUUCAUCAAGCGAAGAAGCAUGCCAAAUGUGAAAGAAACUUGUGGAAAACCAGUCCUGAGAGGCAUUACUCCAUCGCGAUGUUCUGAUCAUGAUCCAAAAUCUCAGAAAAACAUUGUAGAAGCUUUGAGGUAUGCUGGAAUCGACCUGCCGUUGGGAAGUAAGAAGGUUCCAAAAUUCAGUCUCUUGAUUUCUGAAGCAGUCCGCCAAAUUCAGACGAAAAGAAAGUUGUUCUUGUCUCGUUCAAAGGCUGCAUCUCGUAAAUUGUCGAAAUGAUUCUUUUGGACCAACAUAUGAUUAGUUGUACAUGAUGGUCCUACAGAGAUGGAAGGUGACGUAUAUAUCAGGUGUCAAGGUGCACCUCAUCAUCAAAAAGGAAAACAAAUAUUGAACCAGAAAUUUUGCUAGGUAUUAUAUUACAAUGCAGAAAGGCUGGAGGUAGGAGGAAUAUUGUCCAACUUUGGGAAAUAUUCUGCUUGUAAGCUACCCUCUUCAAACCUUGGAAGGAGAAAACAGAUGUAGGACUUUGAGCACUCAACAGUCACCAGAGGGAUGUAUAGAAGCAUUUUCAAGGAAUAAGAGGGUAGUAGUGUUCUUUCUUUGAUUUGAUGAGGCCACCCUGAUGAUGUGUAGACUUGAAUGAAACCGGUUCUUUCGCUUUGGUCUUCUCACCCGUUUGGGGAAUGUUCGUUCAGUCUGAUGUUUGUUGAUCUAGCUGCUCUAGUUGCUCAAUACUAACUCCAUGUAACUUUCUUCUUACUUCUUUUGGGGCAAUAUCAUCGUUAUUA
Messenger RNA from Brachypodium distachyon (stiff brome), 1445 nucleotides. RefSeq lists its product as uncharacterized. The transcript is spliced from 3 exons. Gene Ontology annotation, cellular component: NSL complex. Bases 130 to 933 code for a protein of 267 amino acids. Lineage: Eukaryota; Viridiplantae; Streptophyta; Magnoliopsida; Poales; Poaceae. The record is from RefSeq and is a predicted model, not a curated record.